AUGGCGUCCAAGUGGCUAAAGCACCGCCGCGUCAUCCUCCACGCGGACGGGGCGAGGUCCUACAAGAUGAAAGUCGAUGGCGUCUUGCACGACUGGGUCGUGCACAAGAAGAAAAGGGUGCGGGUUGGCGGGAAGUGGGUGUGGCUGAAGCCGGCAUUCACGAAGAUCCGCUACCACGACGUCCCUGACCAGAGCAAGCCCAGCGGGACGAAGCGCUUGUGGGUGAAGUGCGGCACCCAGGUGAUCGACCGCGCGUGGGGCGACCUGCGCAAGGCGGUCGGCAAGGGCAUUGCGAAGACGGUGGGGUCUGUCCUUCUCCGCAACAAGGCAGGCCAGAUGAACGACGUUGGCGGGUGGCAUGCGCUGAGGUUUGGAGAGGCGGCCCAGCGCGACAUGCGCAGUUGCUGCUCGCUCUCUGGCCUAUGCAAGGUGCGCUCCUUCCAGUGGACGUACUGGAACCGCGGCAGCGAUCUCUGGCUCGCUACUGGCCAGAUGCUCCGCGACGCGUGGGCCAAGGACCACGCUCACCGAGCCCGCUUGGAGAUCGGCGCGCAGGAGCAGCCAGGUGGCCAGGCGGAGUGA
Prorocentrum cordatum is the source of this 582-nucleotide messenger RNA. NCBI's taxonomy places the organism in Eukaryota, Dinophyceae, Prorocentrales, Prorocentraceae. The record is from the annotation of a GenBank genome assembly.